AUGCUACAACCUCGAGUCCGGUGUUUUGGUGCUCUGAGGGCGCUGCGCAACAAGACUCCGCGUGCAUCGCAGGUGAAAAAUCCAGCAGAGCCGCCCAGCGACGCCGAAGAGAGCCCGCUUUCGCCUGCGGAGCUCGAGGCAAUCAACAAUAUACAGUCGUCGCUCUACCAGCCCAGCGAUCCGUUUCUCGAGCCGUCCAAGGCCGACCUGAUCCAGCAGAAAAUCGACGCCAUCUCGCAGAAACUGGAGCGACAGAAACAGCUCGAGCAGGCCAAGUACCAGAAGCUCAUAGAGGAGCAGGAGCAGGCCCUGCGUCCCACGUUGGGUGACUACAAGCGGCCCAUCACCUCGUUCCUGCUUCUGGGGUCUGGGGUGUAUCUUCUGCUGCAGUACGCGUGGACGUGUCUGGAAGGAGAAGAGCACAUCAUCGCCAUGGAGCAGAGGACACGGGAAUACGAAAAAGAGAUCCAGACACUGCUGGAUCAGCAGGUCGCAAAGAAAAAAUGGUUUUGGAGCUAG
Ogataea haglerorum is the source of this 519-nucleotide messenger RNA. RefSeq lists its product as uncharacterized. NCBI's taxonomy places the organism in Eukaryota, Fungi, Ascomycota, Pichiomycetes, Pichiales, Pichiaceae. The record is from RefSeq and is a predicted model, not a curated record. Bases 1 to 519 code for a protein of 172 amino acids. The transcript has a single exon.